GUUUUUAUUCUGUUGCAGACACUGGUUGAGAAUCACUGCUCAAAAGAAUAAUAACAUCAAAUUCUAACCAGAUAAGGAGUGUGGAAUUUCGAAGCUUCAUCUCUUUUACAUGAUACCCUUUUCCUUUCUCUCUCUUCUCUUAUUCUCAUUGUUUAGUUACCUACCGUUCAAUCAAAGUCAAUGGCUACUCUCGCUCCAUUUUUUAUUUGAUUUCUUUUUGCUCUCACAGUCUUCCCAAAAGGGCUAUUUUAUUUGAUGUGAAAUUUUGUAAUAUGAGAAAAAGAAAGAUCUUUUAGAUCGAUUUGUUGAUGGGUCGGGCUGGGGUUUUGUUAAUUGUUGCAAUGGCAAAUUGAAGUUCCGAGGGUGAUUUGUUGGGGAAAUGGGGGAUCAGGGUGUUUUAGGUGUUAACGUUGGAAGAGAGGAGGAGGAAGAUGAGUUUUGCAGUUGUUGUGGAGAUGAAGACGAGGAAGCGUGGAAAGAGACUGAGGAGGCUGUGGUGGGAGGGUUGAAGGACGAGCUUGAUGAAUUUUCAGUAAAAAUGUUCUUCAAGGGGUUGUCAAUGGCUGGGGUUGAAAAUCCAAGUUCUGGGUUUUCUGGAAUUGGAGUUGUAAUGGAAAGGUCACCAGGGCUUCCUGCUAUAAGGGUGCAGAAAAAACUUGACUUUUAUACGGAGGAGUCUGUGGUUGACUCUUUGGCACUCUUGGAUGGUUUGCUGGAAGCUGUGCGGAAAAAGAUCCGCAGGGUUUAUGCUUUCACAGAUUCCGAGUUGUUGCAUGAUCAGAUAACAUUUGGGAAGAAAAUGGACAUGCCUCUUUUGAUGGCAUUGAGAGAAAGGAUUCUGGAACUUGCCAAUAAUUUUGAAGAUUUUGUUUUAAAGCUUAUACCGUCUACUGAUCUUGAGCAGCCACUGCAUUUGGCCAAAGUAGCUAUUGGGCUAGUCACUUUCCCCAUAAGUGGAGAGAGAUUGCUUAAGAACUGUUCUAUUUGCUGUGAUGACAAGCCAGUGCUAAUUAUGAUUACCCUGAAAUGUUCGCACACAUUCUGUUCACAUUGCUUGAGGGCCUAUGCCGAUGGUAAAGUACAAUCAUCUCAAGUUCCUAUAAAAUGCCCUCAACCAGGGUGCAAGUAUUGCAUCUCUGCAACUGAGUGCAGGUCUUUUCUUCCAUUCACCUCAUUUGAAUCACUGGAGAAAGCUCUUUCCCAAGCCAAUAUUGACAAUUCAGAUAGAAUUUAUUGCCCAUUUCCAAAUUGUUCUGUUCUCCUUGAUUCUCAUGAAUGUUUAUCAGCUAGGACAAGUUCAUCAAGUCAGUCUGACAAUUCUUGUAUCGAGUGUCCUGUUUGUAAGAGGUUCAUCUGCGUGGACUGUAAGGUUCCUUGGCAUUCUUCUAUGAAUUGUGUAGAAUUCCAGAAUCUGCCAGAGGACGAGAGGGAUGCUUCUGACAUAUCCUUGCACCGUCUUGCUCAAAAUAAGAGGUGGAAGCGUUGUCAACAAUGUCGUACAGUGAUUGAACUUACUCAAGGCUGUUACCACAUGACAUGCUGGUGUGGUCAUGAGUUCUGCUAUUCUUGUGGUGCGGAAUACCGAGAAGGGCAACAAACAUGCCAAUGUGCAUAUUGGGAUGAAAAUAACUCAGAAAACUCAGUGGCACACUCUCUUCAAGAAUCAGAACAAUGGGCAUGGGAGACAUUCAACUCUCUCUCCAUGAUCGUGGAUGCAUACUCAGACCAGGAAAGAUCACAGCUUGCGCUGAUUCAGAGGUUUCUGGCCGGCGGUUUCAGUCUCAGUGACCACAAUCCUUACCAGUCUCCUCCUCGCUGUACAGAUUCCUAUGUAGACCCCAUGAAGGAUCUACAUCAACUUCCAUGGCUAGAGAGAUUUGUGUCUGUGAUAAGUGACAACUACUAUGAAGAUUACAUUCAAUGAAAACUGUGAUAGAUCAUAGACUUUUCUACCUAAUAAGCUCAUCAACUUUCAAUCUCAACUAAAGUUUUGAGAGGUUGCAGAAGGGGAAACUUGGGAGUGAAAACAUCUUUGCUUCUUUUUUUACUGGGAAGAAUACAGUGUUAGUCAAUUAACUUUUAUUUUGCUCA
Vigna umbellata (rice bean) is the source of this 2091-nucleotide messenger RNA. RefSeq names its product RING/U-box superfamily protein. Gene Ontology annotation, molecular function: RNA-DNA hybrid ribonuclease activity; ubiquitin-protein transferase activity; nucleic acid binding. The record is from RefSeq and is a predicted model, not a curated record. Lineage: Eukaryota; Viridiplantae; Streptophyta; Magnoliopsida; Fabales; Fabaceae. Gene Ontology annotation, biological process: protein ubiquitination.